Athalia rosae (coleseed sawfly) is the source of this 5227-nucleotide messenger RNA. Its product is annotated as sex-lethal homolog. The transcript has 6 exons. Bases 108 to 938 code for a protein of 276 amino acids. Gene Ontology annotation, molecular function: mRNA 3'-UTR binding; poly(U) RNA binding; poly(A) binding. NCBI's taxonomy places the organism in Eukaryota, Metazoa, Arthropoda, Insecta, Hymenoptera, Athaliidae. Gene Ontology annotation, cellular component: ribonucleoprotein complex; cytosol; nucleus. The record is from RefSeq and is a predicted model, not a curated record.
AUGCAAUACCACACCCGAAAACUGUGCCAGUAGGGAGUCAUGUACUAACAAUAAAACAAAAAGAAUCCGACACUGCAGCAAAUGAUUAUGUGCAGCGCAAAUUCAAAAUGGACGGGUUCUACCAAAAGCAGAAUUCGGAUGACUACGUAAACCAACAUACAAGUUGGACCUCGCAGCCCUCAGUCAACACUCAGCCUUCUUCGCACCAACAACCGCUACCCCCCCAAUCGGUGUUGCAAAACCCUACAAAUCAUUCUACCGCAGCUGGGCGUGAUUUUGCACGCUAUCGCAAAAUGACAGACUACGAACCACCUAAGUCAGAUGAACCGCGUACUAAUCUUAUCAUAAACUACCUUCCACAAAGUAUGACUGAAAAAGAACUCUACAGCAUGUUCGUCACCAUCGGACCUGUCGAAUCUUGUCGGGUCAUGAAGGACUACAAGACAGGAUAUAGCUAUGGCUUUGGAUUUGUUAAUUACGCAAAAGCAGACGAUGCAGCAACGGCUAUCGGUACGCUGAAUGGCCUACAAGUCCAAAAUAAGCGCCUCAAAGUAUCAUUCGCCCGUCCUUCAGGAGAAGAAAUUAAAGAGACUAACCUGUAUGUUACAAAUCUGCCGAGAAAUAUCACAGAGAACCAAAUUGAUAAUAUAUUCAACAAGUAUGGUAUGAUCGUUCAAAAAAAUAUCCUCAAGGAUAAAUUAACAGGCUUACCACGUGGAGUUGCGUUUGUAAGGUUCGACAAACGCGAGGAAGCCCAAGAGGCGAUAAAUGGCCUACAUGGGACGAUACCUGAAGGAGGAUCGGAACCACUGAGUGUUAAGAUUGCAGAGGAGCAUGGGAAACAGAAAGCGGCAUACUACGCUGGAUGGCAGGCAGGCUACAAUCAGAGCCGGGGAGAAUGUUUGUAUGCCGCCAAGAAAAAGGCAUAUCAGUAUUAACUGUUGUAGUUCAUACUUCAAAAUUCGUUUUGUUCUAAAAAUCAAACUUUUAUUUCAUUACUAAGUAAGAAGCUUGCGUGCGAUCAUGUAUACGAUGUUGCGAGACAAGAUUAAGUCUCACAAUUUUGGGAAUUCAUUCCAUCUCCUGAGUUAAUUCUUUAUAAGAAUGAUUCUUUGCCAUCAACUUUCUUUGGCAUUUAUUGUACGUAUUUUUGGGACUUGCUGCAACUCGUAUACGUGAUUCUGAUCACUAAUGAAAUUUGAAGCCUAUUAAAAUUACCUUCUUCGAUUAUUCUUGAACUCAGAUUCAUUCCAAAACUGCUUCGCUGCUCGUGUACAGUUGAAUACAGUCAUUUUAUUUACAAUGUUGUACACAGUUAUGUAGCCGUUAUAUCUCUAAGCAUUUUAUGCAAUUGAUUACCCAUGAAUUACUUCAUUUCUCUACAAUGUGACUCAAUUUGUGUUGAAAUUGGAUUAUGUACUAGUGUCUGUACAAGGUACGUACAUGGCUUACCAAAAGAAAUAGUUUGUGACGAGAAUACCUUGGAAAAGUCUGAAAUCCGACUGCCAAUAAAUUCUGCAUUAUUGAGUCACGUAAUCCAGCCCAACGUAUCAGAUGAAGUAAACCAUUGUUGUGUUGAAUAUGUGACUAUCGUUGUAUAAAGAAAUUUUUUAGUGCAUAUUCUGCAGAAUCUAGAUACAAGCAAUAUCAAAAUCACUGAAACGAAUUUCUAUUAGUUCACGUCGACAGUACCCUGAUACUAUUAAAUCAAACGAAAACUUAAUUAAUCAUCCAGUUAUGGUUAUAUAGAGUUACUUCAUUUAUGCAUUUGAUUACUUGCAGAAGUCUAAGAACGCGUAACAGAUUAAAUGAGCACAGGGUGUAAUUUAGGUUCUGACAGUUUGCAUUGAAAUACUCGAUUGCUACUGUUAGAAUAGUCUAUUCCUUAUAAUUCAGAGGCAUCUCAAAAUUCGUGCAUCAAAUGUUACUAAUCUAAGCACGUAAAUCAAAAGACUUCAGUGAUAGAUCACGUAUUUGUGUUGGUUUCAAAGUUACAUUGGCAUAGAUUUUCAUAUUGUUUGUUACGUGAUCUUCUAUCCAAUUUAUGGUGGGAAAUCCUUUUGUCCCUUUAUGUGUGAACAGGGUAUGUCGGAUAAUUAUGAUAUAAGUGUUGAAUAUUCAGUACCACCAAUUUAUUAAAAUGCAUUGCAGCGUUACAAUCAAAAGAAACAAGAAGAGUAUCAAAAAAUCAAACAAACAAAUCAGAGCUCACUUGCGCACCUGAUCCGGUGAGAUUGUGGUACAAAUUGGGAAUCAAAAUUAAUGAUUUCCUAAAAAAUAUAUUAUAACACAGCUCUGUUUCUCAUUUACUCAUUAUUGUUUAUUCUAUCUCUACUCAAACAAACUCAAUUAACUGUUCCAAACGAUUAUUGAUAAAACUCAAAGAUAAUCAUACUGUCAGUCAGUGAUAAAUUAUUAAUAAAAUUCUGUUAAAUCAUAAGUUUUCAAUCUUUGCAUGUAUUUGAAAACUUUACAGAAUACAAGAAGGAACUAUUGUCUCGCUUGUUUGAGAUUACCGGGCAGUACCUCUCAUUGUUAUGACAUUAUGCGAUUUCAACUUGAAUCCUUGUCAGUAAAAUUUAUAGCACCUAGAGUAGAUUCGGCUACAAUACCGUCGCUCUUAAAGUGUUGAACCGACUAUUCCGAGUCUUUUCGUAGUCUACGAAUAUAUCUAUUUCCUAGUCUCGUCUAAAUAAACAGUUUUCUGCAAUUGUAGAUAUCAGACACAAUGCAAUUAUCAUUUUGCACGAGUCGAACAAAUUUCUAGAAAUUCGAGUUUAGGCACAUAUUUGAUGAUUAUUUAGGAAUCUAAUAUUGCGAAUCUGUUUGGGUAUUUGGCCUAUUCAACAUAAUCAGUAUAAUGAUAAAAUUGGUGCUCAAAAUUGAAUACAUCAUGAUGAGGCUAUUCUGAGCUCAGUACGUAGCAUUGUUGAAGAAGAACUGAUUUAGUUAAUAAGUUUAAGAAAUAUUCCAUCGAGACAUGUUAUACCCUUUAUCUGAUAAGCAAUUACUUUUCGAACCCUAUUCUGGCAGUGUUGCUUUCCGUGUGUCUUAACUAACAAGAAGAACUCAAUUACCGCGAUCUGUUCAUCUCUUAUUAUGUGUUCGAAAAACAAAAAAAUUAAAGCACAAAUAUUCUUGAUUGCUGCUCUAAUAUAUUUUAUAUUAGGGCAUCGUGCGGGGAAAUGAAUGAUUCCUCAUUUCUGAAUAGUUAUUCUGCAUUGUGUGUAAUUGAUAUGUUUUAAUUACUCUGUUAGUUAAAAUGCAGCUAACAUACCUAGGAUUGCCAAUACAGUGAUUAUUGUAAAUAGGGUGUCAGAUCUGAAAAUAAUAUUAUGUAAGUAGUGAUGUAAGGCUGAAAUAAUUGAAGUCUCGAAGACUGGAUACGGCGAAUGGAAGCAACCAUAAAGUCUGUAGUGCUAACAAUGGCUGUGAUAAGGAUAGUUAUUAACGAUUUUCAUCAAGGAAAAAGUCCACCGGCUUAAAAAUGCAGUAUAUCAAUACAUUACCAUGACGUACUGGUAACUAUCCUGGUUAUUUCUUAUUCAAUUUACACUGUUGAUGAGUAUGACCUGCAAGAUUCAAGAAUUUUUUUGAGAGAAAUAUUUCAAUAUUCAACACCAAGAAGAAUAACUCAGGAUAUUUCGUCGUCGUCCCUACUUCUUCUACAACUCAUUACCAAAGAAGAAUUUUGAUUCAUCAGAUAUGAUCAGCAUUAUUAAUUCUGUGACCGUUGUAUAAUUACGUUGUGUUUUAAUGGGUGGUUUUUUGAAUUCACGAGUUCAUACAGUGUGGCUUGAAAAGUGUAUGAAUCAUUUGGAAACCAGAACUGCGUGCUGACAGCAAUCGUGGGACAGAUUUUUCAGUAAAUUGAUGAGGGAAUUCCAUUACUACUGUCGGCGCGUAAAGUUUACAGUUCUCAGUUUGGAGGUUUAUAACUACGGAGAAAAAGAUGAUAGAGCUGAAAUUUGGAAAAGGUUCGAAAGCUUGGAGUAUGCGUCUGAUGACUCAUUUUCGAAUUUCGAGAAAACAACACUGACAGUUAUGACCACCAAAAGAUCAAAAAACGUUUUUUCGGACCAAACCGAUGUAGGAGCGACGCCACUCGUAAGAAAAGCACUGGAAUAACACUAAAAGAUUCAGGGAAGUUCCUGGAAGAAUUCUCAUAAUGGUCCCGUUGAAAAAUUUUUAAGAUAUCGAAACACAUGGCGCCUAGGUGCACCAAAGUACGAAAAGGCGAUCUUGGGGACGUUUUGAGUCAAACGGAUCUACGUGGGUUGGAAAAUUUGCAGAAAAAUAUAUACUUUCUGAUGUCGUAAACAGAAGAUUGGUUGUAUCGCCGAAUUUUUGGCAUUCGUCAUUGACGUUUUAGGAUAUUAUAGGCGCCGCUGCAAAUUUUGAUAACGAUCUAUGUUUUUAUGAACGAAAUUCACUGCAUUGCAGUGACGCGCGGUGCGAGAUGUGAAAAUGCAGUGACGCUGUAUCAGCUGGGUCGCUGGGUUUCCCGACCUUUCGGUGGUCAUCACUGUCAGUGUGUUCUAUUCUCGAAAUUCGAAAAUGGGUCAUCAGACGCAGAAUACUCCAAGCUUUCGAACCUUAUUCAAAUUUCGGCUCUAUCAUUUUUGGAAUUUUCACCCUUGAUAUUUCUGACACUUUUAAGUCGGUGACAUCGUGUGUUCAUUUGUUAUAAAGGGAAAUUUAUUGUCGAGUUUGGACGCUAUAUUGUAAAAAUAACAGUGACUCGGUUAAAAUAAUGAAAAUUGAGAAGAAUGCCCGACAUUCCCAAUACUACAUUCAAUAUUUCUGUCUCUUUAUAAAGUAGAACUUAUCUUGAAUAAAAUUAAAAUUGAUAUGAAAUCCAAUAUAAAUAUUCAUAAUAUAUUAAGAGAAUGUUAACUGAUUAUUCAUAAUUAAUUAUGCGAUUGUUCAUAUAUUUACACGUUGUUAAGUGUUGAAUAUAAUUGCUAUUUGUAUUUAUUUGUGUUGGCGAUUUUCAAGGAAUUUAAUUUCGGUAGGUUACAAAAAUGAUUAAAUAAAUCGUGAUACAAAUUUCUGUUUCUAUGAAUGUUACUGUCGUUCAUUAAUUUUUGAAAAAUUGCCAGGACAGAACAAAGAUUUUUAGAAUAAUAAGCAGCGGGUUUUUCAAGUUUGUAAUUUUCUCAUUGUUAUAACAAGAAACGUGUAUCGUGUUACUUAUUUCUCUUUAAUUAAACUAUUACAAAUAGAA